AUGGAAGAACUUGAUAGCAAGAUUUCAGAAAAAGCAACACCAUCACAAACAUCAACAAAUAGUGAUGACAACAUUCUUUCUCAAGAGAUAACAGAGUUAGCCGAUGGAACGGAUUUGUUGGAAGAAUAUGAAUAUGUCGUCGAAAGGAUCAUUGACCACAGGAUUGGAGAAAAUGGAGAGUAUCAAUAUUUCCUUAAAUGGAAAGGCUAUCCUGAUGAUGAUUGUUCUUGGGAAAACGAGACGAACAUUUUUGCAUUAGAAAUGAUUCAAGAAUACUGGGACAAAAAUAAUGGCAUGGCUUAUGAUAUUGGAUGUAUCUCACCAUUGGCAGGACCCAGCAGAUUCAAUCAACACGUCAUGAGCGGCGGCGAAAAUGCUUACUCUUAUAGCGAUUCUGAAGACGCCUUUAUUUCCGAAUGCUUCAGAAAUCACUCCAGUUGUCAAGAUAGCGAUGAUAACAAUAUCUCCACGAAUAGUAUUAACGAUGAUGGUGAGUGUGAAAGUCAGGUAGAUGAUUACGCGCAAAAUGAUCAACUUGUUGGUAUACUCGGUGAAGGUCAUACUUCUGCCGGUGUCAAAAAUGCAAACGAUAUUAAGAGGCGAAGAAGAACAAACAGAAAUAAGGACAAUUUCGUUUCCAGAAACCAUAUUGAUGAUGAUGGUUAUUUGAUGAGGUUUCGUAGUACUUUGCAAAACAGUAGAUCCGACAUCGAGAUCAAGAAAAUUGCUGCCAUGGAGGAAGUUACCUGGGAAAAGUACGUGGAAAGUGUAGAUUAUGUAGAACGUGAAGAAAAUACGGAUUGUUUGGUGGUAUUUUUGACUUGGAAAAAUGGUCAAAAAACCGCACACGAUUCUUCUGUCGCGAAUUUAAAAUGCCCCCAGAAAAUUAUCGAAUUCUACGAGCAACAUGUUCAAUUUAUUCCCACGCCCCUGAAAUAA
Molecule: messenger RNA, 939 nt
Organism: Acaulospora morrowiae
Lineage: Eukaryota; Fungi; Glomeromycota; Glomeromycetes; Diversisporales; Acaulosporaceae
Source: the annotation of a GenBank genome assembly